Molecule: messenger RNA, 1398 nt
Organism: Suillus paluster
Lineage: Eukaryota; Fungi; Basidiomycota; Agaricomycetes; Boletales; Suillaceae
Exons: 19
Coding region: 169-1314 (381 amino acids)
Source: RefSeq, a predicted model, not a curated record
UGGAACCUACUCAUCAUGUGUGCAUAUUGCAAGUCUCCCGGAUCUUGUACACACUGUUGACAGCUCCUUCGAGUUGCUCUGACCUUAGUAACGGCUUUCGUAAUUCGAAAAUUGUUGUUCGCGAUCACUGAUGUUGACGCUGCGGUCGGGACGAUCGCAUGUUAAGCUAUGUUAUUUCAGGUUGUUUCAGAUCACUGCCGCAUACCUAGGCAUCAUAGAAGCUGUUCCCAUUCGGUUCCCAUGCGUCUUUGUUGUAUGGGUCUUAUCAAGGGCUGUGCAUUGUAUACCCUAUAUGAAGACCGCCUUAUAGCUCUCGCUCGGGAGAUAUCGAUUCUAGCGACAUUUAACAUGGCGCAACUCGAUCUGAACAAUACCUUCGGUGCCCUUUAUAUCGGCGCUACUAUUGGUUCAAUUUUUUUUGGUUUGAGUAAUGUCCAAGCAUUUCUUUACUUCCAGGCACACAGGCAUUCGGGAGUCACGUUCUACAAACUUACGGUAUGCUUGCUCUGGCUUCUCGAUGCCUCGCAUGUCGCUAUGGUUAAUCACCUGAUAUAUUAUUAUCUGAUCAUCAACUACGCAAAUCCGUCGGUACUUCUUGAGAUGGUGUGGAGCUUUAAGGCGCUAGUACUCCUCGACGUACUUAUUGUGUUUAGCGUACACAUUCUGUAUGUGCAGCGGAUAUGGAUAAUUGGCAAAGGAAGAACCCGAAUUUUGCCAAUGCUCAAUAUGGUACUCGUCGUCAGUAGCUUAGGUGUUGGCAUCGUUCUGCUCUGGCUCGUAUUCAAGUGCCAUUAUUUUUCGGACCUGGAGAGCGUUCGGUGGUCCCUCUACCUAGUUUUAGGCAUGACCACACUAAUUGACUUCCUCAUUGCUUCUUCAUUGUGUUACCUCCUUAUCACUUCGAAGACGGGGUUCACUAAAACGGAUAUGACGCUUCGGACGCUCGUGAGAUACACUAUAAAUACAGGAUGCUUAACGAGUGUGUGCUCGAUAGCGUGUAUCAUUACGGACACAGUAAUGCCAAACAACUUCGUCUACCUCGGAAUCGAGUUUCUGCUGUCGAAAUUAUACGUGAACUCCUAUAUGGCUCUACUGAACGCGCGUCAAUAUAUGGGGUCGGAUGAAAGCCCACACACUUCGCACAACCGACCUCCUCGUACCUAUCUCCCAGAGCUACAGGUCAAUCUUAAUGUUUCGCAGGACAGAUCUAUCCGAACAUCCGAAACGGACAAGUUCCAGUUAUCUGAAAGGGCUCUGGAGCACCCCUCCUACUACCCUCCUACCGUGGUCCGCGACAGUGUGUAUAUCAAUUAAUGGAGGAUUCAGACGGGAUGUGCCCAUCCCAUCAAAGUGGUCGUAGGGAUGGAGUCGUUCUCGAUAUUGUUUUCAUUUAACAGC